GUUUUUAUUCUUCAACAAAACAAAUAAGUUAUUCAAAUUUUGUUCCUCGAAUCAAAUUGCCAAUGCCAUUUACAAAAUCAUCAGAAAAAGAAAAAGGAAAAAUUGUGUAUACAAAACGUCCACAUUACAUUAACCAACCUGAUUCAUUUCCUUCACUUUUUAAUUUUGAUGAAUAUGAUGAAUAUAUAUUCAAAUUACCUUCUCAUUCACAAAAUUCUCGCACAACACACAGUUUACAACGUCAUUCAUCAAGACGAAAGGCAACACUUCCAUCUAACAAUCACCCUCGUACCAUUCUUCCAAGAAGGAUGUCAGAAGAUAAAACUUCAACGACUUGUUUUGUGGCUUCAGAAACAAUUCCAGAGCCAAAAUCUGUUUAUGUGCCAUCUCCAGCUAUUACAAUUCCACUUCCAAAUUCACAAAGCAAUAUUUGUUAUUUAUCAUCAUCUUUGGGAACACCUUACGUUCCUGGUAAAAACAUUUUUAUAUAUAAUUUUAUAAUCUAUUUUAUGUUAUAGUGAGAUAAAAUUGUUCAA
This is a messenger RNA of Centruroides sculpturatus (bark scorpion), 536 nucleotides long. RefSeq lists its product as uncharacterized. The record is from RefSeq and is a predicted model, not a curated record. NCBI's taxonomy places the organism in Eukaryota, Metazoa, Arthropoda, Arachnida, Scorpiones, Buthidae. The coding region runs from base 63 to 518 and encodes 151 amino acids. The transcript is spliced from 4 exons.